GCUGCGUUCCACUAGAUGCCGUGGAAGAAAAGGGAAAACAGCUGUUUGUAGAAAUCCAUUUUCCAAUAGAAUUUUGCGAUGACAAUUGAACUCGGCGAGGUCGUUAACCCGCAGUUUGCUCUGCCGGUCUUUGGUGUCAUCAUCUGUGCGUUACUCGUUUUCGCGUUCGGGUUCAAGUCUUCCGUACAGCCGCCCAGUUUCGACUAUGUCGACGACAACGAGAAAAAGACCAGGAAGAGACAAGACAGAACUCGUAACUCACGGUUACAGCAGACGACUAAGGUGAAUGGACACGUGCAGGUGCCACCGUCCCCCAAGGCCGGCGACGCCCCGGCGACGCCCACCCCGGAAGCCAAACAACGGCAGAAGAAGGCAACCUCGUCGCCCGCGAAGGAAGCAAAGGCAGCGGGAAAGAAGGGAAAGGAGGUGCCAGCGGAGGCGCCCGCAGCGCCGGUGGAUGGAGAUGGAGGAGAAUGGGUGACACCGGUGAGUCGUCGUGGUAAGAAACAGAAGAAGUCCAAGGAGGAGAAAGAGGAGCUGCUGGCACGGAAGACUCCCGAACCGGAGAAGCCUGACGCACCGAAAGAGGAGCUCGACGAGGAGAAGGUUAAGGUCGAGGAGGUUGCAGAGGAGAAGAAGCCAGAGGCAGAAGUGGCCACGGAGACAGGCGACGCAGCAAAGGUUGUUGCGGAGAAGAAAACCCCAAAGAAGAAGAAGAAGAGACAGCAGCCGCCGGCGUUUGUCGUUGAGGAGCCGACGUUCGAAAAGGAGGUCACCCCGGAGAUACCAGCCGAGCAACAGACACAGGAGGCAGAAGAGGAGGAGCGCAAGGUCGCCGAACCGGCGGAGGUCAAGGUCGAAAGUUCGGACGAGCAGACGACGGAGGCGACGGGCGACGGCUCGGAGGGCCGCGGCGAGAACACGUCGGGGUCGGACGAGGUCAAGGUCGAGGACGUCGAGAACGGCUGGCUGAAGGUCGAGGCGAAGGCAUCGCCUGCGAAGGAGAAGAAGAAGAAGUCGAAGAAGAAGAAGGGAAAGGAGGCGGAGACGAGCACGCCGGCGGAGGAACCGGCGGCGGCGGAGGUCGCUGCGGAGGAGGUUGCUGCGGAGGAGGAAGCCGCGGAGCCGAGGAGGGCCCCGUCUCCCGAGGAGAGACUCAGUCCUCUACUCGACGACAGCGGCGAUAGUGGUCACGCAGAAGGCACCGGCUCUUCGGAUAAAUCGCAGGAGAGCAAAAAUGCUGGUGCAGCGAUCGACGAAAUGGGUGAUUCUUGGCAGGAUGCCAAACCGCAGAAGAAGAAGAAGCGAGCGAGAAAGGAUCAAUGAUGUCUCUGACAAGCACCGAGGAGACGGCGGUCGCGUCGUCGUCGUUUUUUUCUUUCCUUUUGUAAGUCCACACACGGGACCAAGCGUCUGCUAAACGGACGGCGACUUCCCGCGCUUCCCCCUAGGUGGCGCUGCGCGGAGGGCGAGCCACCAGGGGGGAGGGGACGAGAAAGAUGCUGUCCUGAUAAACCACGGCGCUGAUUUUGCGGUUGCGCCGAUGCUACGGAUGUCCCCCUCCAGGGGGGGGGAACGCAUGCGGCUCUCUGGCGGGGCGCGCGUCGUGCCCUGCUGCACGCCCGGAAUGCGGUAACACAUUUCGCUUACUCCACGUACCCCGCUGCUGCCCCUCGGUCCUGCGGGCAAGGAGGAACCGCCCGUCUCUCUCUCCCUUCCCUUCCCCACACUUCCCCUCUUCCCUCCUGCCUAUUGCCAAAGUAAGUGUGCCAUUUCUAAACGGCCCGUGUGAGGUCUCACAUUACAGAGAGUGGUACGUUUGUUCUGCUCCCAGAAUUUUGUUUGGGUGUACCUGUUGACAGGUGUCGUCCGGCAGAGUUAUCUUUGCGCGAAGAUGCGCGCGCACUGCUUAUCUUAAUGGGGAAACCAAUCUUCCGACUCGCGCAUCUCAUUGUAUGAUAAUCACAGGUAAUGGUAUUACGUCGCAUAAUGGGUAAAUCGUUCUCACGCCCACGCACGUGGGGGGGCCGAGAUCUAAGCAGGUUAACUGUGGGAUGGUUACGUUAUCGUACGACCUUGUGAAUGACGUGACGUUGUUUCGUCUUUGCGAAGGGUCGUAAGCAGCCUCAUUCUCCCCGGGGGUGGGGGUGGGGGGGCGUCUGCCACUAUAGAUGGCUACCUCGAACAGAUUGGUUGUAUAUACACGUUAAAGGCAUAAUAAGCCCAUUGCUUAUGCAAUGUUGACGGAUGCUUGAGUAACUGGCACCUUGUGUAGUUGAUA
Molecule: messenger RNA, 2281 nt
Organism: Priapulus caudatus
Lineage: Eukaryota; Metazoa; Priapulida; Priapulimorpha; Priapulimorphida; Priapulidae
Product: muscle M-line assembly protein unc-89-like
Exons: 7
Coding region: 79-1326 (415 amino acids)
Source: RefSeq, a predicted model, not a curated record